Molecule: messenger RNA, 1797 nt
Organism: Lichtheimia ornata
Lineage: Eukaryota; Fungi; Mucoromycota; Mucoromycetes; Mucorales; Lichtheimiaceae
Exons: 3
Coding region: 1-1797 (598 amino acids)
Biological process (GO): regulation of DNA-templated transcription
Cellular component (GO): nucleus
Molecular function (GO): zinc ion binding; DNA-binding transcription factor activity, RNA polymerase II-specific
Source: RefSeq, a predicted model, not a curated record
AUGCCUCAGACUAAAAAUACAGGAAGUAACCUAGCAGGAAAUAAGGAUUUGAGUUGUCUACGUUGUCGAAAAAAGAAAGCAAAAUGCUCAAAGACUCGUCCGGCAUGUACUCGGUGUGCAAGAUCGAAUCAACUUUGUGAAUAUCCAGAUGCGCCCCCCAACCUUUCGGACCUGUCACAGAAAGUUCUUGGUCUGUAUGACACUCUUCGAAAGUUGGAGGAUACAUUUGUAACGCAGUACGGGUCUAAUUUACGGGACAACAAUGAACAAGAACCAGCCGGCUACAACAGCUCACGUGCUUCAAGCGAAAUGCCUAGCAUUGAAACAUUAUCAAUCCAUCAACCUGCUAAACGACUAAAGACUGCACCCACACCAACCUCAGCAUCAAUAAUAGACGAAGGUGCUCUUCCUGGCAAUUGGUCUAUGACGCUCACUUCCGAAGGCUUAACAUUACACGCUGUGACACGCAACAUUAUUGAAUUCACUUCAUUCGCAAAGGACUUCUCACAGCAACUACAAUACAACAACCAAACUGAUACCAAAUUAUGGGAAUGGUUUGAUGAUGAACCAGUAGACGACGACGAUGAUGAUCCUUUAGACGAAGACGAAUACUUGGUUACAGUCCCAGUGUACGCUACAGCGUCUCUUCUUCGAGAUCCAUCAAUUCCAAUUCACCUCGAUGAUACCAUAUCAAUCAAUGACUCGCUAUAUGAACAUGUCAGCCCGCAUGUCAGCAAAAUGUUCACACAUUUACAACAGGUGUAUGAAGCAUUGGAUGACGACGACUUUUCAUUCAACCAUAUUCACAUUGCAACCCUCCUAUUACAUAUGCGGCCAUUUGUUUCUCUUGAUGAGCAUGAUCCAAUGCCGCUUCUUGCACGGUUUUGCUUGUGUACCGCGUAUGCUGCAUCUACCAUUUAUUUACGACAUGGAGCAGAUGGUUCGCCGCUUGUUAAUGACUGCGUUACAUACGCCAGUGGGCUUUUAGUAGAAUUGAUACUACAAAGACAAACCGAGUUUCAUCCGAUAGUAAUUGGUGCAAUUCUCUUGACUUCAUUACAAAGGCCGAGAAUGAUACAUCUGGCGGCAAGAGCAUUAUGUGCUUCCUGUGAUUGGGACCCCAGAGACGAAAAGUGGCAACAAUUGGCAGCACUGGUCCUAUAUUUCGAAGCCCAUUCAUCGGCAUUUUACGAGUGGCAAGAUAUUGGAGAAGCAAGAAAUUGGCUUCUUCAAGCAGCUAGUCGGCUUUCAACUAGCAAAGACAAAACAUCGUCGGCUCUAGGACUUGAAGCACAGCUGAUGUGCCUUCUCAAGCAAGUUUUUGCACUCUUUUAUUGUCGGGAAUCAGGUGACAAUGAUAAUGGCAUGCGCAAAGUGGAUGUUGACGAUGUACUCAACCUCGUGCGCGAUAUUGAAAUAUGGGAGCAAAAGUUGCCACAAUGGAUGCAAUGGUCUUGUGCACAUAACGACACGGAUGAUGAGCGGAGUCUUCUUCUCAAAAUGCAUAUCCACAUGAUCCACAGCAUUGUCAAAAUAUUGUUGUUCCGACCCUUCUCGAUUCCUAUCGACCACGGCAAUGACGAGCUGCAAACGUACACACGUACCACCUUCCUUGAUCUUUCAAUGGCUUCAGUUGAUCGGUUAUCUACUUGUCUUUCUUAUCUCAACGCUGAUAACGAUUGGUGUCGUGCAGGGCGACGCUUGGGACUCGACGUGGUUUACCGCGUUCAACAAACAUUUCCUUGUGAUGAAGAAUUAAUACAUAAGCUUGAAGAAACCAAGAAACAAUUACAAUAA